This is a messenger RNA of Parathielavia appendiculata, 1395 nucleotides long. Its product is annotated as Actin/actin-like protein. The transcript is spliced from 2 exons. The record is from RefSeq and is a predicted model, not a curated record. Gene Ontology annotation, cellular component: SWI/SNF complex; NuA4 histone acetyltransferase complex. Gene Ontology annotation, biological process: regulation of transcription by RNA polymerase II; chromatin remodeling. Bases 1 to 1395 code for a protein of 464 amino acids. NCBI's taxonomy places the organism in Eukaryota, Fungi, Ascomycota, Sordariomycetes, Sordariales, Chaetomiaceae. Gene Ontology annotation, molecular function: chromatin binding.
AUGUCACAACAUCCGCUGUCCUCGUCGGUACAGCCGACGGAUAUCUACGGCGGAGAUGAGGUCUCGGCCCUUGUGCUCGAUCCGGGCUACUGCAACUCGCGCGCCGGCUUCGCGGGUGAGGAGAUGCCCAAGCAGGUGAUACCGUCCUUCUAUAUCCACGCCAACGGCCGCGAUCUGUUCGGCGACCCAAUUAUCACUCCACGCGCUGGUUUCGAAGUGCGCAACUACAUGAACCGCGAUAGCGUCGUCGAGGACUGGGAUGCCGCCACUCGCAUUUGGGAGCACAUGCUUGUCAAGCGACUACAGCCCCCAAGACCGAACCCUGCCAGAAGGGACCGACCGAACGUGGGCGACGAUGGCGAUGUAGAGAUGGGUGAGAACGAGGAUGCCGUCGGCGAAAUCGAGAAGCCCCUCGCCGAGAACCCCCUACUCAUGACCGAGGCGCCCUGGAACUCGGGAAAAGCCCGCGAGAAGGCUAUGGAGGUGUGCAUGGAGAGUUGGAGUUGCCCGGCCUUUUGGCUCUGCAAGACUCCGGUGCUGGCUGCGUUUGCCGCAGGAAAGGCCACCGCGCUAGUGCUAGACGUGGGCGGAGCCAACACAAGCGUCACGGCCAUACACGACGGCAUGGUCCUUAAGCGGUCUGUCCAACGAUCACCUGCCGCCGGUGUCUGGCUGAGCGGCCAGAUCCGCUCCAUGUGGAAGAACAGCGAGCCAAAGGUCGACAUCGUGCCGACCUUCAUGGUCGAGAACAAGAGGCCCGUCGAGGCUGGUGCUCCCCCGGAUGUCCGGCUGCGCGACUUUGACUUCCCCAUCGCCGACUCGUUCCGCGCCUUCGAAGAGGAGCGCGUCCUCACCGAGUUCAAAGAGUCGGUCGUCGAAGUAUGGCGCGGGCCGGGCCGCUACAUGGCCCCCGGGAACGAGGAUUAUGCCAGGAGCCAGCCCGGCCGCGUCUUUGAGAUGCCUGACGGCAGCAACCAGAUGUGGCGCGAACAACGCUACCGCGUGGCCGAAGGCAUGUGGGACGAGACUGCGGCAUACCCCGCUCUCGGCGAAGAGCCAGCUAUAUCCAAAGCACAGACGAUCCCGGCACUUAUCAAGGCGGCACUGGACGGCGUCGACGUCGAUUUGCGGCCGAACUUGCUUGGCAACGUGGUCGUCACGGGCAGCACGAGCCUGUUGAACGGGUUCAAUGACCGGCUCAACCACGAGCUCACCGGCAUGUACCCGGGUCUGAAGAUCAGGAUCCAUGCGGCGGGCCUGACCAGCGAGCGGCGGUUUGGCGCCUGGAUAGGUGGGAGCAUCCUGGCCAGCUUGGGCACGUUCCACCAGAUGUGGAUUUCGAGGAAAGAAUACGAGGAAAACGGGCCGGGUAUCGUGGAGAAGCGUUGCAAGUAG